This is a messenger RNA of Mustela erminea (ermine), 1482 nucleotides long. It is a transcript of the gene RBM17, whose product is annotated as RNA binding motif protein 17. The coding region runs from base 131 to 1336 and encodes 401 amino acids. Gene Ontology annotation, cellular component: precatalytic spliceosome. Gene Ontology annotation, biological process: mRNA cis splicing, via spliceosome; alternative mRNA splicing, via spliceosome. The record is from RefSeq and is a predicted model, not a curated record. Gene Ontology annotation, molecular function: RNA binding. NCBI's taxonomy places the organism in Eukaryota, Metazoa, Chordata, Mammalia, Carnivora, Mustelidae. The transcript is spliced from 12 exons.
GUUCGGGUCUUGCGGUCGCGGGCUUACGCCGAGUGCGCCCAGCCCGCCCUGUCCGCGGCGCCUCGGCCCCGGUGCGCCGCCGCGGCCCAUGGGGAGAGUCGGCCGGGCGGGCCGGCGUUAAACUGGGAAGAUGUCCCUGUACGAUGACCUAGGAGUGGAGACCAGUGAUUCAAAAACGGAGGGCUGGUCCAAAAACUUCAAACUUCUGCAGUCUCAGCUUCAGGUCAAGAAGGCAGCCCUGACGCAGGCCAAGAGCCAGAGAACGAAACAGAGUACAGUACUUGCCCCAGUAAUUGACCUAAAGCGAGGCGGCUCUUCAGACGACCGGCAGAUCGUGGACACCCCGCCGCACGUCGCAGCUGGCCUGAAGGAUCCUGUUCCCAGUGGAUUUUCUGCAGGAGAAGUGCUGAUUCCUUUAGCUGAUGAAUAUGAUCCCAUGUUUCCUAAUGAUUAUGAGAAAGUAGUGAAACGCCAAAGAGAGGAACGGCAGAGACAGCGGGAGCUGGAAAGACAGAAAGAAAUAGAAGAGAGAGAAAAGAGGCGUAAGGACAGACAUGAAGCUAGUGGGUUUUCGAGGCGACCAGAUCCAGAUUCUGAUGAAGAUGAAGAUUAUGAGCGAGAGAGGCGGAAAAGAAGUAUGGGCGGAGCUGCCAUUGCGCCACCCACUUCUCUGGUCGAGAAGGACAAAGAGUUACCCCGAGAUUUCCCUUACGAAGAGGAUUCAAGACCUCGCUCCCAGUCUUCCAAAGCGGCUAUCCCUCCUCCCGUAUAUGAGGAACAAGACAGACCUAGAUCUCCGACCGGACCUGGCAACUCCUUCCUUGCCAACAUGGGUGGCACAGUAGCACAUAAAAUCAUGCAGAAGUAUGGCUUCCGGGAAGGCCAGGGUCUUGGGAAGCACGAGCAGGGACUGAGCACGGCACUGUCAGUGGAGAAGACAAGCAAGCGAGGAGGCAAGAUCAUUGUGGGUGACGCCACAGAGAAAGAUGCAUCCAAGAAGUCAGAUUCAAAUCCAUUGACUGAAAUACUUAAGUGUCCUACCAAAGUGGUCCUCCUAAGGAACAUGGUUGGUGCAGGAGAGGUAGAUGAAGACUUGGAAGCGGAAACCAAGGAAGAGUGUGAAAAAUAUGGCAAAGUUGGAAAAUGUGUGAUAUUUGAAAUUCCUGGUGCCCCUGAUGAUGAAGCAGUACGAAUAUUUUUAGAAUUUGAGAGGGUUGAAUCAGCAAUUAAAGCUGUUGUUGAUCUGAAUGGGAGGUAUUUUGGUGGACGGGUGGUAAAAGCAUGUUUCUACAAUUUGGAUAAGUUCAGGGUCUUGGAUUUGGCGGAGCAAGUCUGAUUUUAAGAACUAGAGCACGAGUCAUCUCCAAUGAUCCUUAAAUGAGCUGCAGGCUGAGCAGAGAAAGAAAAGGCGUCGGCCGGCCUGGGUGGCUGCUGCAUACAGAGACUCUGGAAGGACUUAUAAGAUACAUGUUGAUUGAACCC